This is a messenger RNA of Plectropomus leopardus (leopard coralgrouper), 1706 nucleotides long. RefSeq names its product mixed lineage kinase domain-like protein. Lineage: Eukaryota; Metazoa; Chordata; Actinopteri; Perciformes; Serranidae. The record is from RefSeq and is a predicted model, not a curated record. Gene Ontology annotation, biological process: protein phosphorylation; necroptotic signaling pathway; cell surface receptor signaling pathway. Gene Ontology annotation, molecular function: ATP binding; protein kinase activity.
GCUGAUCUUCACAAAGCCAGUUUCAUUUGCAGCCUGCACUCAUUCACAGCAGAGACGGAGAACUAACACGGCCGACCGCUCGCAGCUGAUCAUGGACGCCAUAGAUCCCAUCAUAUCCAUCGCCUCACAGAUCUACGCGCUGGCCGAGCGAGUGAAGGCCAAUAAGAAGCGCUGCCGCCACGUGUGUGACCGGGUCAGAGCCCUGGAGCAGAUGGUGAGGUCCAUCAAACAGGGGGGACGGGGACAGAUCCCCGAGGACGUGGAGAGACCUCUGAGGGAGCUGUCCAUCACCCUAGACGCGGCGCAGAAGCUCAUCGAGACCUACACCACGGCCAACUGGGUGAAGCAGGUCCUGAAGUCCGGCAGCCACGAGGACGAGUUCAAAAGCGUGAACCAGCGGCUGACGGACGCCUUCCAGGUGCUGUCGGUCGGUCUGCAGGUGGAGCAGCGGAACCUGAGGGUGUUUGAUCCGGACUCCAGACAGGACGAGGUGGACGGGAGGGAGGACGACGCCGAGCUGCAGAGAUUGCUCGAGGAGUUCCAGAAGGAGCAGCAGGAGAAGAUGGAGGCCAUGAUUAAAGAAUUUGAAUUUGUCAAAAACAACGUGGAAAAGAUCGUGGCGAUCAUUAACAAGCCCAGAGCCAGUGAUGAAGACAUCCGAAUGAUCAAACCAGAAGAGCUGGACUACGGAGGCUCCAAGGAGCCCUUCAUGGUAACAGGCACCUCAGAGGUCUACAAGGGACUGUACCGAAAAUUUCCAGUGGCCAUCAAGAGAUACAUUGACCCUUUGAACACCAACCCAAGGGAGGUCCGAGGAAUUUUCGAAAAGGAGGUUGAAACCAUGAAGCGGUUUGAGUCGCCCAACAUCCUGCGCAUGUUUGGCAUCUCUGUCCAGCACGAGGACGGACCCAACCCGGAGUUCCUCGUCAUCAUGGAGUACUGUGAGAAGGGAAGUCUCCGUCAGGUUCUGGACAAAUCUGGUAGUAGGCUGUCCUGGAUCACGAAAGCUCGUAUGUGUCGGGACGCAGCUCGAGGACUCUACCGGCUGCACCAGACGGAGGAAAAGUCUAAAGUUCACGGAUGCAUCAACAGCAGCAAAUUCCUGGUGACUGAAGGCGACACAGUGAAGCUGGGAGGUUUCGAGCUGGCAAAGACGGAGACGUCUCUGAGAAAGCCGAAGAAGGACAAAGAGAAGGACAUCAGGCCGCUGUGUUACACGUCUCCCGAGAUGCUCAAAGACAUCAACCGCAGCUACAGCAAAGAGAGCGAGAUUUACAGCUUUGGAAUCGUGCUGUGGGAAGUUGCAACUGGCAAAAGACCUUUUGAAGGUUUGUCAAAUCAGGAAGUUUAUCAGAAAGUGUGCAAAGAGAAAUACAAGGAGCCGAUGCUCGCCGACAGCGACUGUCCUGAACGACUGGUGCGUGUGAUCGACGAAUGUCGGGCCUACGACAGUUUCCAGAGACCGUCUGCAGGAGAGCUGGUGGAUAAACUGCAGAGCGUGGUGACGCAGUUAGAGAUGUGCUGAAUCUCCUCAAUCGUCUACGUCACAAGAAGAAAUAUUACUGUAUGAAUCAUAAAAGUGAUCUGUGACUUGAAGAAAACUUCUAUAUAAUGCACAUAGUAAGUUCACAAGGCAUUAAACACAUUUUUAUCUUAGGUCAGUUCUCAUUAGGCGGGUUUCCAUUACAGAUUUAAACUUAAGUGAU